CAACAUUCAAAUGGAAUAUUAAAUGUUAACUAUAACAUUAUCUAAUAUUAUUUUUCAAUGUUUUCUUCACAAAUUAUUAUUAUCAUUAUUCAUUGAAUCUCAAUCAAUCGACAUUCAUUGGAAUUAAAACUGAAAAUGGAGGGGGAUACAAAUAGAACAAAUGAAAACAAAUUUAAACAAUGGUUUAAUCGUACUUUCAAAAUGAGUUUAAAACCAUUUGUUAGAGAUACAAAAAGUUUACCAACUACACCAAAUAUCAUUGAAGAUGAAAAUCAUCAUAUUUUAAAUUACACUAUAGACUCUAAAGCAUUAUCUAUGAAAGCUAUGGCAUUUCGUGAUAAACAUUGUGGUUUAAAUGAAGCACCAGAAUUUAUGGGUGUAUUACAAUCUGAAUAUCAUAUAAUGCCUAUAAGAAAUAAUGAAAUAUCAUCUAAUCAUGGAAUGAUUUUUGUAUUUGAACCAAUUUUAUUAUAUUGUUAUGUUCAAUCAACUGCACAAGAUGUUGUAUUUAUUUGGCAAAAAGAUUCAAUUGAAAUUAAACCCAAUGAUAGAAUUGAUAUUUUUAGUCAAGAUACUGCAACUCAGCUAAGAAUUAAUUGUCCUAAUUUGUCAGAUAAUGGAGACUAUGAUUGCAUCGCAAUGAAUCCUGAAGGUAGAUGUUCUACUCAUACACGCAUUUUUAUUGAAGCACAAGAACAAGAUGGAAAGACAACAAAUCCUACAUUAUCCCGUCCAAAGAUGGAAGACAGUGUAAAUUUACAUAAUGUACAGAAGGAUUCCAAUGAACAUGAUGAUGAUUUCAGUUUAGCUAAUGAUCUAGAAAAUUCAUCUCAACAUAUUUUACAUCAAAGUCCAUUAAGGCGUAUAAGCUUUCGACGAACAGUAUGUUAUUCAAAAUGUCUAACUGAAGGAAAGGAAAAUAACACUUCAAAUAAAAUUAAAGAUCUGUCAUUAAAAUUCAACUCUGUGUCUGAAUGUGAAAAUAUCAUGCUAUUAAAUGAUAAGCAUAUUGGUAGCAGAAGAUAUCAAGAAAAUAAUAAAGGAUGGAAAUAUAAUUCAUUUCGAUAUUUACGCAGUUAUGAUAUGAAUCAAGCUAAUAACUUUGUACAAUUAUCAAACUCUAAUAAAUACAAUCAUAAUAACAACAACAUUGACUGUAAUAUCCCAAAUAUUUUAUCAAUCAAAGAACAAAUAAAUUCCCAUUAUUCUCAUUCUACCAAAUCAAUUAAUAAUCCUUCUCAAAAAAUCAAUUAUUCCAAUUCAUUAUACAAAGAUGAAAAUAUUCCAUUAGAAAAUGUAAUUACUAAAUCAAAUACAUGUAAACGACGUUAUCGAUCUAGCGGUUUAUUAACAAAUGACUAUUUAGAAUUUUCAGAUUAUCUUCAAUACUACUAUGAUGAACAACAACAAGAAAGAAAAAUUAUUAAUCAUAAUAAUGAUAUUCAUAAAUCUAGAAUAAGAACUCGUCAAUCAUAUGCAACGGAUACAUUAUGUUCAGUCAAAAAUAAUGAUGAUCAUUGGAAAUUAUUACCUAAAAUUGUAAUUAACAAAUUAGAUAAAUUGAGUGCCUCUAACCUUCAGCGAACAAAUAGUUCAGGAAUGUCAAAGAGUUCUACUACAUCAAAUAUGAAGUCAGUCAAUGAAUUUCCUUUCAAUUCUAAUCACUUAAAUGUUAAUCAUCUAUCAGCAGCAGGAUCCUCAAUAUCAGAUAUAGUUGUACUCUCUGGUUGGCAAUCACCUAAAUCAAAAUCAUCACAAAUAUCAUUAAACGAUAUUGAUUUCUAUCCAGUAAAUAAUAUUAAAUUAAUUGAAGUGAGAAUGAGGAAUACAUCAAGUAAAGAGAGUCAGAAAAACUCUAUAAGUGAUGUUGUACAAGAAAUUGUUAUGCAAUAUGUUGAAGCAUCACAAAGUUAUCAUUCUUCAUUUGAUCAAGAUCUAAACUAUAAAUGCGUGAACAAACUAAGCAGUAAUAAUUCAGAACAGAUAAAACCAAUGGUUACAGAUAUGAAUUGCCAGUCAAAUCAAAAUCAAAUUAGUACAGAACAAACAAGUCAGGUCCUAGAUAGCAAUAAAGAUAAUGAAACAGUGAUAUGUAAAUCAUCGUCAUCCAAUGAUAGGAAUGAAAAUAUAUCAGACAUACGAAAAAAAAAUAGUGUCAGUAUUUCCGAUUGUGAUGAAUCAGGAAACCUAUCAGUUUAUGAAUGUUCGAGAAUCACUCAUAAUGAAGCUACUAUGAAACAAUCUUCUUUGAGUAUAUCAAUAUGUAAUAAUUUAAGAACUGAUAAAAUAUACUUUUCAAAAAAACCUAGUUCUCGUGAUGAUAAUAAAAUGUUAAAUGAUUCAUUGAUAAAGGGUUCUUCAGAAAGUAUUUCACAAACUUUGGAAAAUUUACCAAUUGAACAACCCCCAACAGAACCGAUAAAAAGACGUCCAAAUAUUAGUUCAAUAUUAAUUGACAAAAAGUUGAAAUCUUCACCAGAAUGUAUUAAAAAAAAUUUAUCAAUAUCUCCAACUGAAAAGACUACCACAAAUGAACUGUUAACAGAACCUUGUAAAAGAAAAACAAAUGAACAAUACCAGUAUCCAGAAAAGGUAAAGCGAUUGACAAGAUCAAGAAAAUAUAUUAAAGAGCAACAUAAGCCUUCAAAUAUAGAAAAUAUGUUCUUAAAUAGUGACGGUACCUAUCUAAAUGAUAAUCUUAAUGAAUCAACAACAACUUUUAACUUUAAUAAAGCUAAUUGUGAUAUGAUAAGUAAAUGUGAAACUACUGCACAGAGCUCAUGCAGCGGUAUUAUUUGUAAUUCACAGACAAUUAAUAAUACAAAUUCUAAUCAUAUAAAAGAUGAUUUACAUUCUAGUCCUCAGGAACAUGUUCAGAUUCAUCAGAAUAAAGUAUAUGAACUAAUGCAAAAAUUUCAAAUUUCUUCAAAAACUCCGUUUUUAUCUCCUAGUAAACAGAUAAUUAAUCGUAUACCACGAUUAAACAAUGAAAAUUUAACUAAACCCGAUGAUUUGAUUGAUAAAACAUUUUAUAGCAGUAUUGGUGUAGAUAAAAUGAUUACAAAUCAAAUUUUAAAUAAUUCAAAUAAAACGAAUAUGCGUUCAAAGACAUCAUCGUCAUCUUCAUCGUCAUCAUCAUCAUCAUCAUCAGCAGCAGCAGUAUCAACCUCACCCAAUCAGUUUCAGAAAACUUCAGGAAUAAAACAUCAUCCUUUGGCAUCCUCAAACUAUAACAAUUUAGAAAUAGAUAAUAACCAAUGUGGAGUUCAGAUGGAACAACCUAUACAUCAAUCUACGAUAUACCAAAGUAGUAGCAAACAUUACGAUGAUAAAACCCACAAUUUUACAAAUAAUCAGACUAUAGGGAUUAUGAAAUCAGUGAACUCAACAUUCACUGACAAACACUUUACACAAAAUAUUACUGACGGAAAUAUGGGUUCAUCAAAACCUCAAUUAAAAAAAUAUUCAGCAUAUACACGUGAGGAACCUAAAGAGACCCAAAGCAAAAUAAUCAAACGUGAAGCUUAUGCUAAUACAAAAAAGAUAAAACCCGAAGAAAAAUCAUCUGGAUUACCAACAGAGACAUCAGAAAACAGAGUUAUACAGCAAAAACCUUUGUCUCAAAACCCACCAUUGAUGGAUGAUACAUUGAAGCCAUCAAAAUUUCCGUUACCGAAACCUGUGGAACCAUCUAACAGACCGAUUUCUCUUUCCAAUAAAAGUAUUUCAGAUCACUCAGACGUGAAAUGUAUUAGUGCGGAAAACUCCCUAACACCAAAAUCAGAUCCAAUUGAAUCCAUUGAUUAUCCUUUAAAAAUCAACACUUUCAAAAAUGUAAAUCCUACUGAUCAUUAUGAAGAGAUUGGAGUGCUUGGUUAUGGUACAUAUGGACAUGUGAUGAAAUGUUUCGAGAAAAAAACAGGAAGUAUAUUUGCUGCUAAAAAGUUUAAAAUUUUACGACUUAAACGAUAUCAAGGUGAAUUAAUGGAAGUUGCUAUAUUACGUAGUGUUGGUAAACAUCCACAAAUCGCUCAUUUACAUGCUGCAUAUGAAUAUAAUUUACAUUGUACAUUAAUUACAGAAUUUGUUCCAGGUGGUGCUCUUUACAACAGAAUUGAAAAAGAAGGUUCUUUAGACGAAGCAAUAACUGUGAGUAUAAUUCGUCAAAUUCUUCUCGGUCUAAAGCACCUACAAGAUUGUUCAGUGAUUCAUCGUGACUUGAAACCAGAGAAUUUAAUGAUGGUACAAGCAAGUGGUUAUCGAUUAAAAAUUAUUGAUUUUGGUCUUGCUGUAUUUUAUCAAAGUAGUCAAUGUACACCUAUCCCCGCUGGUACAUUAACAUAUAUGGCACCUGAAACACAAAAUUGUGAUCCACAAUCAUACACUACAGAUUUAUGGAGUGUGGCUGUAAUUGCAUAUGAAAUUCUUGCAGGUAUCACACCAUUUGAAAUUCCACAAGAUGGUUGUCGUGAUCGAAUUCUUACUAAUCAAGAAAUAUCUCUUAAUAUUACACAUGUAAGAUAUGAUUUUGACGACCCUGGAAUAGUGGAUGUUUCGAACGAGGCGAAAGACUUUAUUAAACAAAUUUUAGUUCGAGAUCCUAAAAAAAGACCAUCAGUACAUCAGUGUUUAAGUCAUCCAUGGAUGGCAAUGCGUGAAGAAGACAGGCCACUUGUUAAAAGAACAGUUUCGUUGUUUCGUCAUAGUACACGAAAAAAACCUAAAGGUUAUCGAAUUAAUACACAAACAACUCAAAAGCGUGAUCCACGUAAUUCAGCUGAUCCUAUAACAAUCCAAUAAAAUAUUAUUCAUCUCAGAUUUACAAAUUACAUAAUUAAG
This is a messenger RNA of Schistosoma margrebowiei, 4839 nucleotides long. The record is from the annotation of a GenBank genome assembly. Lineage: Eukaryota; Metazoa; Platyhelminthes; Trematoda; Strigeidida; Schistosomatidae.